This is a messenger RNA of Alternaria burnsii, 1851 nucleotides long. RefSeq lists its product as uncharacterized. The transcript has 3 exons. The record is from RefSeq and is a predicted model, not a curated record. NCBI's taxonomy places the organism in Eukaryota, Fungi, Ascomycota, Dothideomycetes, Pleosporales, Pleosporaceae. Gene Ontology annotation, molecular function: mRNA binding; poly(A) RNA polymerase activity. Bases 1 to 1851 code for a protein of 616 amino acids. Gene Ontology annotation, cellular component: nucleolus; TRAMP complex. Gene Ontology annotation, biological process: RNA 3'-end processing.
AUGCAGCGCUCGCACACCGGGCUGACAUGUCGCGCCCACGACCGCUUCAAUCCAUCAAUUGCGCUGUGGCAGCACUUUGUCCAAGCCAAUCCAUCCAAACCCCGCGACCGGCGCCAGCUCUCCACUGCGACGCCAGCUACGCAACAUGAUGCCACCGCCCCUGGCAAGCAUGCCGAACCCGAAUCCGCGACUUCUCCCGAGGCUCGCGAUGCCCAACCAUCUCACGUAGAAACAAGAGAGCCGGAAAAGGAACCGACCGCAAAGCCAUGGAACCUGAGGAUGAUGAAAACAGAUAAAGGGCCGUGGCUGUCCAGCAAGGUCGCGGUUUCGAUUGCCAAAAACAAAAAAUUGCGAAGAGAAGCGCUCGAGGCCUUGCCCAAAGAGCAUGAGAAACUGCUGGCCGCCGCAAGACACGCGCAUAGUAAAUUGCAGAGUUACAAGGGCGUCAUUGUGAAGCCCAUGAUGAGCGAGACGUCUAUCAAGGAAAGCCAACUUCCAUGGUGUCUGAACGAUAAGGACAGAGCGCUGCCAGGAAUUAGUCGUUUGCGCUUGGAAAUCACAAAAUUCUACAACUACACCACGCCCGACCACCACGAAACUCUUGCCAGGAAACACGUCGUCGAACAGGUGCGCAACCACCUUCGAAAAUCGAUCCCAGACUACAAAGUUGAAGUGUUCGGAUCGGAACGAACUGGUAUAAGCAUGCCUUUAUCAGACCUAGACUUUAGACUGGUACCAAAGUCGGAGUCGCUAGACCCUGCGCAUGCGAGACUUCCACCGAGCCAAAGACAGCGAACCAAGAACAUCAAGAUGCUUCAGAGCUUACGCCAUGCAGAAUUCCGCACCAACAAGGAGUAUACGUUGCCUGUGGUUCGUCAUGCACGUUAUCCCCUCAUCAGCGUGCAGGACGGGCAGUCUGGCUUGGAUAUUCAGGUUGUACUUGCAAACGACACGUCGGUCUCAAGAGUUAUCAUGCAAGGCUACAUGGAUGAGAUACCCUAUCUGCGGGAGUUAUACUGCGUGGUCAAGACCAUCUUCAACACAAGGGGCCUGUCGGACGUUUUUCGGGGCGGUUUUGGGACAUACCCGUUGUUCAUGAUGGUCGUCGCUAGCAUAAAGCAUUCGCCGAGUCCGCCAGGAGAUUCCGCACGAGCUCUCCUCAACUUUCUCCACUUCUGGGGCAAUUUCAAUACAGCAAAGCGGGGUAUUUCUAUUGAACCGGCUUACUUCUACGACAAAGCGGAGUAUCCUGUCCUUACUGACGUACAGAAGGCCAAAUGGAAGAAUGGAAAACUCGAUCCCCUGCCCGACUACAUGCUUUCCCUCCGCGACCCCGCCGACGAGACGAACGACCUCGGUCGCAAAGGCGUGGCUAUCAAGCAUGUUCAAGUCACCCUCCGAGAUCUGCAUUAUCGCCUCGUUAACGACACCAACAUGAACACAAGGCCAUCUCUACUCGCUCCCCUGGUAGGCAACUCGUACUUGUUGCAACUCGAACGCCGUCGAAAACUACAAGAAUACGGCCGAGACCUAGAGAAGAAGCAAGCUAAAAUGCUUUCUCAAAAGGCAGAUGCAGUCAGGGGGGCGGAUCAAUUGGGGCAGUCGAUGCUACCACAACCUGCAAACGGAGAGGUGCUGAAGACAAACGAAGAAGAAGAAGAGACUAAACAACGGUUAGCAAGAGAGCAAAGGGAUAGAGAUUGGCAGAGGCUUACGGAUGAGAUGAAUGAGCGGUUGAGCAAAAAAGCAGAGAAGGCAUUAGCGUUAGCGCACGGUGAUGCAAUGGCUACUAUCCCAGGCAUGCCGGCGGUCGAGGAGGAAUCACAAGCCAAAGAGACAAUAACAACAUAA